Kwoniella shivajii is the source of this 513-nucleotide messenger RNA. RefSeq lists its product as uncharacterized. The record is from RefSeq and is a predicted model, not a curated record. The transcript has 6 exons. NCBI's taxonomy places the organism in Eukaryota, Fungi, Basidiomycota, Tremellomycetes, Tremellales, Cryptococcaceae. Bases 1 to 513 code for a protein of 170 amino acids.
AUGUUUCGCAUUCCUGCUACCAGUCGACAAACCCUGUCAGUCAUGUCAAUCUCUGCGUAUGCUCGUCGUCUCGCGACUCGAGGCAUCUCGACAUCUAGUGUGCUUCAGCAGGAGGCAGUUGGGACCGUAGGUAAUGUCACCGUCAACCGGCCUACCGGGGGAUUCCGCAUUUUAGGCUUUUUGUUUGGAUUCUCGUUUGCAUCAGCAUUGUCAAUCUACUACCUACAACAAGAAAGCAAGAAUGCGUCUGCUUUACUCUUAUCUAGUAUAGAAGAACUUCAGCAGGGUACUGGCAAGAUCACAUCACAUCUCGAACGUCUUCAAAGUGUAGAGAAGGAAGUGGCUGCUCUUAAAACUGCUGGUGCAAACAAAAACGAUGUUACUAAGGUCCGUGGGGAGAUGAAGAAAGUCUACGACGGUCUUCAUAUGGAACUGCUGGACUUGAGGGCACAUGUGUGGGGAGUAGAACAGGACCUGCAAAAGGCUGUAAAAAUGGAAUCGAUAAGAAUCUAG